AUGGAAUGGUUGAUAACCAUAUGUCUGGUUACAAAGCAAGAGAAUAAUCCUUUUGCUCAUGAACUAACGAAGGCAUUAUCUACACGUCUCGAGAAUCUUCGUACGUCGAUGGCUUUUAAAAUGGCCAUUUAUCUAGACCCUCGAUUCAACUACACCAAUUCAAACGUAUUCAAUGGCGAUGAAAAGGAACACAUACAGAAAUUCAUUAUUCAAACCUGGGCGAGAAUUAAAAGCUUGGAUCCCCGUUACUCUAUAAUUGAACAAACGUGUACAACUAACGCUACAGAAGCUUUUAAUGAAAGCGAUAAUUUUAUCACCGAAAUAUUCGGCGGAUCGCUUAGUACCACUGAUACUUCAAGCACAUUCCAACAGCAGUUAAAAACUCUCCAAGCAGAGCUGCGUCAAUGCACUACGUAUGACGCAUGGGACCAUUGGAUGAAAAGAAAAACGACUCAUCCUGAAUUAUAUGCAGUAGCGUCAGUUGUUUUAGCAGUUCCAGCUACCCAAUCGACUGUAGAGAGGUCAUUCAGUGCACUAGCAUUAAUACUUUCGCCACAUCGUUCCACAUUAGGCGAAGAUAUUCUUGAGCAUAUUCUGCUCGUUAAAUUAAAUAAGACUAUAUAUGAGAAAACCAUUGCAACAGUUUCUAACUUGAACAUCACACUUCAGGAAACCGGGAAUCCUGAUUCCCAAUCAAGCGUAUAGCUGAAUCGAUUUUUCUCUUUGUUUAUCAUUAAUAAAUAACAACACAAAUUGUCCAACAUUUCAAAUAUAUUUGAGCUGCUCAAAAACCUCACACAUACACCUCUAAUAUUUGAACAUCAAGUCAAAUUCUCCAUAACCAAUUUC
Messenger RNA from Malaya genurostris, 849 nucleotides. RefSeq lists its product as uncharacterized. The transcript is spliced from 2 exons. Gene Ontology annotation, molecular function: protein dimerization activity. Bases 1 to 705 code for a protein of 234 amino acids. The record is from RefSeq and is a predicted model, not a curated record. NCBI's taxonomy places the organism in Eukaryota, Metazoa, Arthropoda, Insecta, Diptera, Culicidae.